This is a messenger RNA of Thunnus maccoyii (southern bluefin tuna), 3426 nucleotides long. RefSeq lists its product as uncharacterized. The record is from RefSeq and is a predicted model, not a curated record. NCBI's taxonomy places the organism in Eukaryota, Metazoa, Chordata, Actinopteri, Scombriformes, Scombridae. The coding region runs from base 31 to 2262 and encodes 743 amino acids. The transcript is spliced from 19 exons.
UGCUCAUUCACUCACAACGCUGAAGCAGACAUGAGUUUUAUUCCUCACCUAAUACUGGCUGGACUCAUUGGAAUUCACUGUAAAAUUAUUACAGUGAGUCGAGUUUCAGUUAAGGCUGGAGGCUCCAUCUCUAUCCCAUGUCUCUAUGACCAGGACUACAGAGACCAUGUGAAAUACUUGUGUCAAGGAUAUAAAUGGCAUUCGUCUCAUAUAGUAGUUAAAACAAAGCAACGACAAAGUAGUUCAGGAAAGUUUUCAAUCUCUGUUGACACAAACCAAAGAAUCUUCACUGUGACUAUUAAUGAUAUAACGCAUGAGGACACUGAUUUCUGGUGUGGUGUGGAGAAAUGGGGGGAUGAUGAUGGACAGUAUUUUCAGCUGUCAGUGACCACAGGUAUGUCAAAUCUGUACGUGGACCAACAAGAAAUUACAGCAUUUAAAGGACGUAGUGUGACUAUCAACUGUCACUAUAAAUACUCAGCAGAAAGAAAGUGGUGCAGACUGGGCCGCACCUGUGUGACAAAUCAGUUUAGAUCAAUAGAUGGAACAGCAGUGACCAUCGAUGCCAGUGUCUCCGAUGUUUUCACUGUGACUAUGAGUGAACUGAGGACAGAGAGCAGCGGCUGGUACUGGUGUGCCGCGGGAGACUUACAGAUGCCAGUGCACAUAACUGUUAAUGAAUUACCCUCAACUACAAUGAGCCCCAGUACAGCAAGGACACUUUCUGUUGAACCAAGUACUGCCCAGCCUACAAAAACCGCCAUAACCGGGGCUGGUGGAGAGAGCUUGCAAGAUGAACACAAGAGGCCCACUACAAUGACGAUUCUCAUCAUCACCCUGGUCUUACUGCUGUUAGUUGCUCUCACUGCAUUUUUUGGAUGGAUGAUGAUAAGAUGCAAUCAGACCAAACCUCGGACGUCUGACAUCACAGCGGAUUAUGACAGCCAGACAGUCUCACAAACUGGGAGUGAUCCUGACGUGCUCUAUGCCACCGUUGUUCAUGCGGCCAGGAAGGUCUCACAAACUGGGAGUGAUCCUGACGUGCUCUAUGCCAACGUUGUUCAUGUGGCCAGGAAGGACCAGACACCCAAAGACAGUGUGACAUACAGUACUGUGAAUAAAAGGGAUGGUGCGAAGCAAAUGGAAGCUCAGGAGGUAGAAAAUCAGUCUCUGUGCCUCAGCUCAUGUUCAGUUCUGCUUUCUGACAUGGCUGCUCCUCUCCACUUUCUCCUCAUCCUCACUGGACUCACAGGAAUUCACAGCCUGACUACAGUCAAAAAAGUGUCAGUGAAGCUUGGAAGCUCAAUCUCUAUCCCAUGUCUUUAUAGUUUGAAGUACAAGAACCAUGUGAAAUACUUGUGUAAAGGAUAUUACAGGCACUCCUGCUCUUAUGCAGUUAAAACAAACCAAGACAGUAGUUCAAAAAGGUUUUCAAUCUCUGAUGACCCAAACCAAGGAAUCUUCACUGUGACUAUAAAAGAUCUGACAACUGAAGACACUGAUUAUUGGUGCUUUGUUGAGAUCAAUGGAGGAGCAGAUGUUGGAGAGUAUUUUCAGUUGUCAGUCACCAGUGGUACACCCCGUCUCUCUGUGACUCAUCAGAAGAUUAUGGGAUUUUAUGGAGACGAAAAAACCAUCAAUUGUUCUAACUGUAUCACUGGAGUAAUUAAGUGGUGCAAGCUGGACAGGUCCUGUGUGUCAAAUCAGCCUGGAUCAAUAGAUGGAACAAACGUGACCAUUGUCACAGGAAUCUGCAAUGACCGUGUGACUAUGAGUGGACUGAGGAUAGAGAGCAGUGGCUGGUAUUUAUGUGUUAAAGGAGACUUUCAGAUGCCAGUGCAUCUGACUGUUAAUGAAAAAUCUACCACUACCAAGGCCACAGCCAUAGUCACAGCCACAGCCACAGCCACAGCCACAACCGGACAUACUCAAACUUUAUGCUGCAGUGUUGCAACGAGCCUCAUCAUCACUCUGAGUUUGUUGAUCUUCAUUGUUACGGUGGCCUUGUUCAUCUGUUUUUUAUUGAAAAAGCACAAACAGACCAAAGAAGACUCAUCAGCUACAACAAUGGCUGAAGAGGAAGUAACUUACAGUACUGUCAAUGUUAAACACAAGAGAAAAAGGUCUGGCCAGGCUGUACCGGAUGCAAUAUAUGGUAAUGUUGAUAACACGAGAAAAGCCUCAGUCCAGAGGCCAUGUGCUGAGAGUGAUGUGAAUGUGAUAUACACUGCUGUGGUUACCCAGAAGCAACAACAUGUUUGAAAGGUUGAAGCAGAAGAUAAGGAUGUUACCUAGACCACAUUGCCUCAGCGCUGCCAAAAGAUGUAAAUGUUUAUAUAUGUUUGUCCAUCUCACUAUUACUGGACUCUUUUUGUAAAGUGUUGCAAUGUUGUGCAGUAACUUGAGCUGUAGCACAUUUUGUCCUCUUCUGCAUUGCUGCAACACAUUUCAAAGAAUUAUUAACUACACCAUUGACAACAUGCAUCUGUCUUCAUACUUUAAUGUGCAUUCAGUCAUACUGUGUGAUUAAAGAAUAAAUUACUAUGCAAUGUAACUGAAUAUUGCUGAAAGAAGAAACUUGCAGUGUACAGAGUAGUUCUAUGACCACCAUCAAGAUAAAACUAAGCAAGAAAACAGUUGAAACUUGCAGUACUGUAAAGAUUUUCAUUCUCAUCUCUCUGUCACUGCACAGAUAGUGAUAAAAUGAUUUGUUAGGGGAUUUAAUUAUCACUAUGCCUUCAGUUGCCAAUUAACAAGAAAAGAAUGCAGGCCUGUCUGAGCCCCGGUGAACUCGGCUAAUUUUCCACUGUUUUGAGGUUGGAAAAUUAACCAAUCAAAACACAUGGCAACCUGUGACUGUGACACCUUCAACAUGAUAUGUGGUUAAUGAAACACAUUUUUUCGAUUGAGGAUCAUUCCUUCUCUCUCAACCGUCAAACUGAGGGUCUGUUUCAGAAAUCAUGAUCUUAUUUCACCUUCUUUGUGAACACAAGGCGCUAUAACCAUAGAUAUGUUAAGUACAAACGGGGUGGUAUAUAACACAUAAUCUUACAUACAUGAUUAAGUGUUUAAAUUCAGUAUUUCUUGGUGAUCUUAGUAUCCUGGGCAGGGAGACUAUCCAAAAAUUCAAAGUAUGUCAAUCAUAUUUUUUUACUGUACAAGGAUUUUGACUUAAUUCUUCAGGCUUACUGCGCUUAAAAUAAAAGAUUAUCCACUGGGACCAAUGAACAUACAGUUUCCAGUGAUUUGUAAACAGAUUUCCAUAGUUCAGAUAAGGUGCAUCACAAUUCUGUGUUUCUACUAUCAACAUAGAACUUAUCCAAAGGUUGAAAAAGAUAUAAAGUUUGAUUGAUGACAGACACCAGAAAGUAUUCAAUAUUUUCAAGUGUUUCUGGGUAUUAUCAGAGCAUAAUGAAUAUUGAUAAA